AUGGGAAACAGGUAUCUGCCACCAGUUGCUCUACGUGAUUUAUGUAUGACCGUCUCUACAUCCACCUUUGUUCUGUCAUCUAUACUCCGUUGUGUCAUCUAUACAACUGAUGGGACAAUGUGUAUAGGCGACUACUGUAUGAUGCGUAUAAUGUAUUACUGUAUUUGUAUCCUAGGAGAUAAGACACUGAUCAAAGGUUUUAGCAUAAUCUUACCUCUUGCCUUGCCAUGUCCGACCGCCGCCUCAGAGUGGGCGCUGCCUCAGACGUCUCCUCACCGAGCCCGGCAGUUCUUUGCCUCCCUCGGGCCAGGAUGUGCCGACGCCAAUCCACUGAUUCCCAUGUACUUCAUACACAGCUCUCUCAUUCGCACGAGAUUUGCUGAAAUGAAUACCAGUGACGAAAAUAACAGAGGACCAAAGUACGCCUGUCCACAACACACAGAUGCUUACGGUGAAAAAAUCUCCACCAUCUCCAAUUUGGAUGACUAUAUCGACAUAUACAACAACAUGGACAUCCGUGGAGACGGAGGGGAAGAAGAGCUGAUGAGUGACCAUCGGGUGACAGACGUCGCUCAGAGAAUCAACAAGACUCCUAGCGAGGAUUCUGGCGUAGAAAUGAGUAACGGCGCGCUGAUCCCGAGGAGAGACAUCGGCAGGUCUCUUGGAGAAAGAAAACGAAGUGGCAUUUUGAUCAGAGAAAAUGGAAGCACGAUUGAAGGGGUAACUUGGGCAGAUGACGAAAUGAACUUCAGAAUAAAUAAUGAAGAGUACGAAUUACGCAGAGAAAGGGAAGAAAGACUUUGUAUUGGACCAAAACAUCAGAAAAUUCUUCAGAAACGAUUUUCUGAGAGACUUUUACCAAACAGAGAAGAAUUAGCUGAUCAUAUUCAGCCUCAGCGGCGCCACAGUCAUACUGGCGAAAUCAACGGUGCUGCUUGCGUUAAAGCCUUGCCCAAACCUACCCAUAUCCCCUCCCACCACGCCCACCAGCAGAGGUCCACCCAUACGCACGCCCACGCCCGUAAGCAGUACGUGCCGUACGAUAGUCCCACCGCGAGGAAGCGUGAGGAGUACGACCUCCUCCCCACCACGAGAGUGAGGGAGGACUACAGCGCCCCCCAAGCACGGCUGCGGGAGGACUAUGACCCCCCGCCCAGGGGAAGGGACGAGUACGACCCUCCCCCGUCGAGAGGCAGGGGCGAGUACGAGUCCCCGUCUGGUAGGGUAAUGGAGGAGUACGACCCUCCUGCUAGGGUGAGAGACACAAGAGAGGAUUACGACCCUCCACCGCCCAUAGUGAGGGAAGACUUCGAUUCGCCGGUGAGGAUGAGGGACGAGUACGACCCUCCGACAAGGCCAAGGGAGGAGUACGACCCUCCCGCGAGAGUUAGAGAGGAUUAUGAGCCUACCGCUAGAGGGAGGGAGGAUUACGAGUCUCCAAGUAGAGUAAGGGAGGAGUACGAUCCUCCAGCUAGGGUGCGAGAGGAGUACGACCCUCCAGCUAGGGUGCGAGAGGAGUACGACCCUCCAGCUAGGGUGCGAGAGGAGUACGAUCCUCCAGCUAGGGUAAGGGAAGAGUUCGAGCCUGCAGCCAGGGUGAGAGAGGAGUAUGAAUCCCCGGGAAGGGGAAGGGAAGAGUACGACCCUCUCCUUUCCUCGGGGAGAAUGAGGGAAGGCUAUGAGCUACGGGAGAGCUACAAUCAGCCGCCUGCGAGCCACAGUCGUGACGACUACGACCCUGCAGAGGAUGCGUUCGACCCCGGUAGCCUGAGCAACUCCAGGGAUGAGUACAGCCCGACCCGCGCCAGGGAGGUGUUCGAGGGGUCGCCGUCCAGGACGCACCUCAGCGUGGAACAUCGCCCGGUUGUUAUAUGA
Molecule: messenger RNA, 1875 nt
Organism: Penaeus vannamei (Pacific white shrimp)
Lineage: Eukaryota; Metazoa; Arthropoda; Malacostraca; Decapoda; Penaeidae
Source: RefSeq, a predicted model, not a curated record